Molecule: messenger RNA, 512 nt
Organism: Rhipicephalus sanguineus (brown dog tick)
Lineage: Eukaryota; Metazoa; Arthropoda; Arachnida; Ixodida; Ixodidae
Product: U6 snRNA-associated Sm-like protein LSm5
Exons: 5
Coding region: 124-396 (90 amino acids)
Biological process (GO): mRNA splicing, via spliceosome
Cellular component (GO): U6 snRNP; Lsm1-7-Pat1 complex; U4/U6 x U5 tri-snRNP complex
Molecular function (GO): RNA binding
Source: RefSeq, a predicted model, not a curated record
GUCAAGCCAAGUUAACGGCUGUAAGUCAAAACGACAAGCGAGCGUUUCGCGCGAAGGCAUUUCUUUCGCUUUAGUAAGCAUUUUUAUUGAACUGAAUUGUUCCAGCGGUGUUAAAUCGAGAAUAUGACGAUGUCAGCAGUCAACCCUUCAAGCUUGCUGCCCUUGGAGCUGAUUGACAAGUGCAUCGGUUCCAAGAUCCACAUAAUCAUGAAAAGUGACAAAGAAAUCGUGGGAACGCUACUCGGCUUUGACGACUUCGUCAAUAUGGUGCUCGAGGAUGUUACGGAAUACGAGAGCACCCCCGAAGGCAGGAGGAUUACAAAACUCGACCAAAUCCUCCUUAAUGGCAACAACAUUACGAUGAUGGUUCCUGGAGGGGACAUGCCAGACUCAUGAACGAGACAGCGUCUGCACUUUCGCUUCACGGUUUGCGUAAAGAAGUCAACCUUUCACUCAUUCCAGCAAUGUACAUAAGAAGUUAUUAAACAUGUCAUCCCCUUGGUUCCAGCAAA